GCCUGCAAGGGUCGUGCAAUCUCUGCCAAGGCGCCUCUCUGCGCGCGCCCUGGGGACAUCCAAAACGUUGCCGCGGGGAAAGGGGUGCGGGCUGCUUCCUGGGCCCGGGCCGGGCUCUCCUGCUGCGGCAUCGCCUUCCGCUCCUCCCCUUCCUCCGGGUCAGAGUUGGGCGAAGAUGGCGGCUCCCACGGCGAGCGGCGCGUUCGCCUUUUGUCCGUCGCCGGGAGCCCGCGCCGCCGCUUCCGAGGUGCGCUUCAUCAGCAGCGCCAAGGGGAAAGGACUCUUUGCAACCAGAAAGAUCCAGAAAGGGGAAACCAUUUUUGUCGAGAAGCCUGUGGUGGCAUCCCAGUUCCUCUGGAAUGCAAUGUAUAAAUACAGAGCCUGUGACCACUGUUUGCGAGCCUUGGAGACGGCCGAAGAAAACGCCCAGCGGCUCCUUGGGAGAUUCCAGGUCCUCCCUCGCCCGGAGCAAUGCGGCAUCCGGAAAGACCUCCACCAGCAUUGCCCCAGCUGCCAGGUGACGUAUUGCAGCGCUGAGUGCCGGAAAGCUGCGUGGGAGCAGUACCACCAGGUUCUGUGCCUGGGGCCCUCCAGGCAGGAUCCAAACCACCCCUUGAACAAACUGCAAGAGGCCUGGAGGAAUAUCCAUUAUCCACCCGAGACUUCGAGCAUCAUGCUCAUGGCCCGGAUGGUUGCCACCAUCAAACAGGCCAAAGACAAAGACUGGUGGAUCAAGCUCUUUGCUCAGUUCUGCAGUAAAACGGCCAACGAGGAAGAAGAAAUCGUCCACAAGCUCUUGGGGGACAAGUUUAAGGGCCAACUAGAAGUCCUCCGAGGCCUUUUCACGGAAGCUCUUUACGAUGACCAUGUUGGCAGGUGGUUUUCUCCGGAAGGCUUCCGGUCGCUGUUUGCCCUUGUAGGUACCAAUGGCCAAGGGAUCGGAACCAGCUCCCUGAGCCAGUGGGUCCACGCCUGCGAUGCCUUGCAGCUUCCUCCCCGGGAGCGGGAGCAGCUAGAUGCCUUCAUCGACCAGCUCUACAAGGACAUCGAGAAAGAGACAGGGGAAUUCCUGAAUUGCGAAGGGUCCGGUCUCUACGUGUUGCAGAGCUGCUGUAACCACAGCUGCAUCCCCAACGCAGAGACUUCGUUCCCAGACAACAAUUUCAUCCUGCACUUGACAGCCUUGGAAGACAUCAGGCCGGGAGAGGAGAUCUGUAUCAGCUACUUAGACUGUUGCCAACGAGAGCGGAGUCGGCACAGUCGGCACAAGGUACUCCGAGAAAACUACCUGUUUGUCUGCUCCUGCCCCAAGUGCCUGGCUCAAGCCGACGAUCCGGACCUGACCUCAGAAGAGGAAGACGAGGAGGAGGAGGAGGAGGAGGAGGAGGCCGAAGGGGAGCCGGAGGACGCGGAGCUGGAGGACGAGAUGACGGACGUUUGACCGGAAAGCCGGGUUGGGUGGGUACGUGGGGCCCUUCUCUGAUGGACCGCAGUCAUGAUGAUGAUAAUGUACGUUUCGGAAGCAGGUUCUCGAACCCUGGGCCGGCUUGGGCUGGCUGAGAGAUCGCAGAAGGGCGACAGAGGAAACGGGGCCCUUUGGGGCGAGGCUUGGUUUCCUCUCCGUCAUAAACCGAACCCUUGAGUCCGAACCCGCUCCAGAGCAAAAGCCGGGUCUCCACGUCCACGUCCCAGAUACAACAUGCUGUGAUGCGGUGGGGGGAGAAAAUGCAUCCCUGGCCACAAUUUCCCCCCCUACAUGCCUGGUACAGUAAAUGGUUUGUAAUGCAAA
Molecule: messenger RNA, 1789 nt
Organism: Anolis carolinensis (green anole)
Lineage: Eukaryota; Metazoa; Chordata; Lepidosauria; Squamata; Anolidae
Gene: smyd5
Product: SMYD family member 5
Exons: 13
Coding region: 176-1441 (421 amino acids)
Biological process (GO): negative regulation of gene expression, epigenetic
Molecular function (GO): histone H4K20 methyltransferase activity; protein binding
Source: RefSeq, a predicted model, not a curated record